Molecule: messenger RNA, 1865 nt
Organism: Xenopus laevis (African clawed frog)
Lineage: Eukaryota; Metazoa; Chordata; Amphibia; Anura; Pipidae
Product: cell surface glycoprotein CD200 receptor 1-A
Exons: 6
Coding region: 388-1155 (255 amino acids)
Source: RefSeq, a predicted model, not a curated record
UCGGCUCUCGCGCUGCUGCUGCCUGCUGUGUGAAUGUCCCAGCUCAGCAUGGAGUACACUGUUGUACACAGUGAGAGCUGGCAGAGUGUCGAGCUUCUUGGUUUCCAAAAGCCAGAAUGGAGCACAUACAUGUGGCUUCACUCAUUAUAUAUAUAAUGUACCACACUGUCUGCUGCCUGCCCCACUCCUGUUGCCUCCUAUCCCAUCAAAUUGUUCCUCAUGGCCCCUGGCACUCUAUGCACAUGCCCCUUGGGGUAACAUGCUGCUUAGCUCAGGCUUUUACUGACUGCACAGCAAGGCCCUCUUUCCGGCUGAUCCUACUGGGGACUGUCCCCUUCACCCAAGACACAAGCCAAGUAACUCCCUAAAGCAGAAGCAACGGCCAGGAUGGAGGAUCCACCAGAAUCAGCAUCAGUGACAAAGUCAGUUUGGGUCUGGGCCGGCAAUACUACAGUACUGAGGUGUCACCAUGAUCCUGGGAACAGUUUAAUGUUGGUCACAUGGAAGGUGCACCCACUAUAUAAUUCUCACUGUUUGCUGUCACUUCAUAUAGAGAAACAAACCAACAGCAGCAACUGCAGUGAGAGGAUGAGACAGGAGUUGACGUCCCUCAGGAUAGAGAAUACGGCAGUAACAGACCAAGGCAACUACUCCUGUGAGAUUGUCAAUGCAGCUGGUUUAUUCUACAGCUUUUUUAAAUUGAAGGUCUUAGUUCAACCUUCAGUGACGUUGGAGCUAAACAAACUUGGGGUUCCUGAGUGCCGGGCACAUGGGGGGAAUCCAGCAGCAAAUAUGUGGUGGACGCCAGAAGCAGUUGGUUCCAUCAGUACAAACACAGCAAUGCAGCCAGAUAGGAGCUGGACAGUUACCAGCACAUACACUGUAACCAGCAACAAUGUCACCCAAGUCACUUGUCUUGUGUCUCAUCCCACAUUUGUACAACCUCACGUCUCAUCCAUCAGAAUAUCCAGCAGUACAGCCGGCUUGGGCCAUGCAGUGUUGGUGAGACUCACAGUCUCCAUCAUUGUCAUUAUUGUGGGUUCGCUGCUUAUUUGGAGACUGUUCAAGGCUUAUUGUGCACCUUAUUCUGCCACUAGGUGGAGCACACGGAGAACACUUGGCAUUCCUGCAAAUGAAUUGAUUCCAGCUCUUUGAGGAGUCUUAUCAUUCCCUUCUAGAUAAACACACACCUCCAAACUGUCCUGUUUUUCACAGGAAAAUCCAAUUUUGACAGCUCAGCCCUCAGUCUAGGGUUGUUAUUGAAAUGUCCUGAGUUUCUCUUUGAUUUCCUGCACUGAACAGCCAGAAAAAGAUACAACGUUUCUAACUUAAUUGGCUUUUGGUAGAGAGACCAGAAUAUUCUGUGCCUGCACUUAGAUAAAUUUGUAACAAUUCAAGAUAAGCAGAGAUACAAUUGUAACUAAUAAAAUAAGCAGGUCUCUUGGGGAAACUGUGAUGAUGUGCAGGUUAAAGGGCGAUUUCAGCUCCAUUAGCAAAACUGUAAUAACACAUAAAACAUGGCCCUACACCUCCCAGAAAUGUGUUCAAACUUUCCAUAACCUGCUAAAUUUUGUAAAAUGGAGAUGGUUACUAGGGGCGUGGCCACAAAAUGUGUGUGGCAGAUCUUUUUGACACUCAAUUCUUCAAAUAUUGGGUGGAUGGACCAAACAGUGGAACAAAUUGUCUCUAUGGACUUCUCCAGAUCAGAAUCAGACUUCAUGCUCAUUGGCACAAGGAAUAUAUCCUCCAUCUGCAUUUUACUAUGUCACAGAAAUACAUUAAUCCCUCACCAGGUUUGGGCAUUUUUUAGCCAGCGAAGAAUAAACCAUGAACCUAAAAUAAAAAAGUAUAACAGUCAAAUAUUU